GCGCUGGCGGGCGGUCUUGAGUACCUGCGCUGGGCGGGCGGGAACGGCGCGCGGCGAGCUGAGGGUGGCGGCGGUCGACAUGUUCCAGGUUCCGGAUAGCGAGGGCGGCCGCGCCGGCUCCAGGGCCAUGAAGCCCCCAGGAGGAGAAUCGAGCAAUCUUUUUGGAAGUCCAGAAGAAGCUACUCCUUCCAGCAGGCCUAAUAGGAUGGCAUCUAAUAUUUUUGGACCAACAGAAGAACCUCAGAACAUACCCAAGAGGACAAAUCCCCCAGGGGGUAAAGGAAGUGGUAUCUUUGACGAAUCAACCCCCGUGCAGACUCGACAGCACCUGAACCCACCUGGAGGGAAGACCAGCGACAUUUUUGGGUCUCCGGUCACUGCCACUUCACGCUUGGCACACCCAAACAAACCCAAGGAUCAUGUUUUCUUAUGUGAAGGAGAAGAACCAAAAUCGGAUCUUAAAGCUGCAAGGAGCAUCCCGGCUGGAGCAGAGCCAGGUGAGAAAGGCAGCGCCAGAGAAGCAGGCCCCGCCAAGGAGCAGGAGCCCAUGCCCACAGUCGACAGCCAUGAGCCCCGGCUGGGGCCGCGGCCUCGCUCUCACAACAAGGUCCUGAACCCACCGGGAGGCAAAUCCAGCAUCUCCUUCUACUAAGAGAAGCCACUGCUCCACCCGGAGCCAGACCAGAAACUCAAGAGAUAGGAAAAAAGUCAAUUGUUCAGGUACACCAAAGAGGAAGAAGAGCUGUGGAGGCCACCCUCUACAAAGCUUUAUAGAACUUCUGGAUCUAACUCACAAACAAGCUUCCGGAAGAGACUAGAGACCUUAGGCCAGGAGAUGAAGGAGUUCAGUAGCAAAGUCACACCUGUCCAAUUCCCUGAGCUUUGCUCACUCAGCUAAUGGGAUGGCAAAGGUGGUGGUGCUUUCAUCUUCAGGCAGAAGCCUCUGCCCAUCCCCCUCAAGGGCUGCAGGCCCAGUUCUCAUGCUGCCCUUGGGUGGGCAUCUGUUAACAGAGGAGAACGUCUGGGUGGCGGCAGCUUUGCUCUGAGUGCCUACAAAGCUAAUGCUUGGUGCUAGAAACAUCAUCAUUAUUAAACUUCAGAAAAGCAGCAGCCGUGUUCAGUCAGGCUCAUGCUGCCUCACUGCUUAAGUGCCUGCAGGAGCCGCCUGCCAAGCUCCCUUUCCUACACCUGGCACACUGGGGUCUGCACAAGGCUUUGUCAACCAAAGACAGCUUCCCCCUUUUGAUUGCCUGUAGACUUUGGAGCCAAGAAACACUGUGUGUGACUCUACACACACUUCAGGUGGUUUGUGCUUCAAAGUCAUUGAUGCAACUUGAAAGGAAACAGUUUAAUGGUGGAAAUGAACUACCAUUUAUAACUUCUGUUUUUUUAUUGAGAAAAUGAUUCACGAAUUCCAAAUCAGAUUGCCAGGAAGAAAUAGGACGUGAUGGUACUGGGCCCUGUGAUUCUCCCAGCCCUUCAGUCCACUAGGUGAGAGGAAAAGCUCUUUACUUCCGCCCCUGGCAGGGACUUCUGGGUUAUGGGAGAAACCAGAGAUGGGAAUGAGGAAAAUAUGAACUACAGCAGAAGCCCCUGGGCAGCUGUGAUGGAGCCCCUGACAUUACUCUUCUUGCAUCUGUCCUGCCUUCUUUCCCUCUGCGAGGCAGUGGGGCAGGAUUCAGAGUGCUUAGUCUGCUCACUGGGAGAAGAAGAGUUCCUGCGUAUGCAAGCCCUGCUGUGUGGCUGUCGUUUACAUUUGGGAGGUGUCCUGUAUGUCUGUACGUUGGGGACUGCCUGUAUUUGGAAGAUUUAAAAACCUAGCAUCCUGUUCUCACCCUCUAAGCUGCAUUGAGAAAUGACUCGUCUCUGUAUUUGUAUUAAGCCUUAACACUUUUCUUAAGUGCAUUCGGUGCCAACAUUUUUCUAGAGCUGUACCAAAACAAGCCUGUACUCACAUCACAAUGUCAUUUUGAUAGGAGCGUUUUGUUAUUUUUACAAGGCAGAAUGGGGUGUAACAGUUGAAUUAAACUUAGCAAUCACGUGCUCAGA
This is a messenger RNA of Pan troglodytes (chimpanzee), 2049 nucleotides long. It is a transcript of the gene JPT2, whose product is annotated as Jupiter microtubule associated homolog 2. Bases 80 to 652 code for a protein of 190 amino acids. Gene Ontology annotation, cellular component: nucleus. Lineage: Eukaryota; Metazoa; Chordata; Mammalia; Primates; Hominidae. The record is from RefSeq and is a predicted model, not a curated record. The transcript is spliced from 6 exons.